CUGCAGAGCAGUGACAUCAUCGUCGCGGACGGUAAAAAAAGGCCGGUGCGAGCUGGGAGCGAGAGAGUCUGCAGCGAUCAGCGAGUCGUCGACAACCUUCGAAAAUGGAUUCCACUGGAGUAAAAGUUUUAGAUUCAGCGGAUGACAUCCAGGAGAGACGUCAGCAGGUGCUAGACAGGUAUCGGCGUUUUAAGGAACUCUCUCUUCUGAGACGGCAGAAACUAGAUGAUUCCUACAGCUUUCAGUGUUUUCGUCGUGAUGCGGAUGAAUUGGAAAAAUGGAUUCAAGAGAAACUGCAAAUUGCAUCUGAUGAGAGUUACAAGGAUCCCAGCAACCUGCAAGGUAAACUGCAGAAACACCAAGCGUUUGAGGCUGAAGUGCAAGCCAAUGCUGGUGCCAUAAUCAAACUUGAUGAAUUUGGCAACAAAAUGAUAACAAGUGGGCAUUUCGCAUCAGAAACUAUUCGAACCCGCCUAGAGGAACUCCAUCAACUAUGGGUGCGUUUACUGGAGAAAAUGAAGGAGAAGGGGAUCCGACUUUUGCAGACUCAGAAGCUUGUGCAAUAUCAACGAGAGUGUGAUGAUGUCAUGGACUGGAUAAAUGAUAAGGAAGCUAUUGUGACAUCAGAAGAAGUUGGCCAGGACUUGGAGCAUGUCGAAGUUUUGCAGAAGAAGUUUGAAGAAUUCCAAACUGACCUUGCAGCUCAUGAGGAGCGUGUUAAUGAAGUUAAUCAACUGGCUGGAAAACUUGAACAGGAUAAUCACCCUGAGUUGACACUUAUCACCCAACGUCAGGAUGAGGUGAACACUGCUUGGCAGAGACUCAAGGGCCUGGUGCUGCAGCGACAAGGCAAGCUUUUUGGAGCAGCAGAAGUGCAACGUUUUAAUAGGGAUGUGAAUGAAACAAUUAGUUGGAUUAAAGAAAAAGAACAGCUAAUGGCAUCAGAUGACUUUGGACGUGACCUGGCUAGUGUGCAGACACUUCUUCGCAAGCAUGAAGGUUUGGAACGAGAUCUUGCGGCUCUGGAGGAGAAGGUGAAAGCACUGACUUCUGAGGCAGACCGCCUACAACAGUCACACCCACAGAAUGCAUCCCAGAUUCAGGUCAAACAAGAAGAGCUCAUUCAAAAUUGGGAGCGAAUCCGUACCUUGGCAGCACAGAGACAUACACGCCUUGAUGAUUCAUACAGACUGCAGCGUUUCUUAGCUGACUUCCGUGACCUGACCAGUUGGGUCACUGAAAUGAAAGCGCUCAUCAGUGCCGAUGAAUUAGCAAAUGACGUGGCUGGAGCAGAGGCAUUGCUUGACAGACAUCAGGAGCACAAGGGUGAAAUUGAUGCCCAUGAAGACAGUUUCAAGGUGACUGAUGAAGCAGGACAGGCCUUGCUCAGUGGUGGCCACUAUGCAUCUGAUGAAGUCCGCGAAAAGCUUGGAAUCCUUGCUGAGGAGAAAGUCUCUUUGCUGGAUUUAUGGGAGCUCCGUAGACACCAGUAUGAGCAAUGCAUGGAUCUGCAACUCUUCUAUCGUGACACCGAACAGGUGGACAACUGGAUGAGCAAACAGGAGGCUUUCUUGUUGAAUGAAGACUUGGGAGAUUCACUGGACAGUGUCGAAGCCCUUCUGAAAAAGCAUGAAGAUUUUGAAAAGUCCCUUGGUGCUCAAGAAGAGAAAAUUACGGCUUUGGAAGAAUUUGCCACCAAGCUGAUUCAGAGUGACCACUAUGCAAAGGAAGAUGUUGCAGCACGUCGCGAUGCGCUGCUGAGCCGGCGGAAUGCUCUCCAUGAGCGAGCCAUGUAUCGGCGAGUUGCGCUAGAGAACUCUUUCAGUCUGCAGCAGUUUUUCCGUGAUUCUGAUGAGCUGAAGAGUUGGAUAAAUGAGAAGAUGAAAACUGCGACUGAUGAAGCUCACAAGGAUCCCUCAAACUUGCAAGGAAAGGUUCAAAAACACCAGGCCUUUGAAGCAGAACUUUCAGCUAAUCAGAGUCGCAUUGACACACUACAGAAAGCUGGACAGGAACUGAUUAAUGCCAAGCACUAUGCCUCAGAUGAAGUAAAUGCUCGUAUGGAUGAUGUCAUCACUCUAUGGAAAAGGCUGCUUGAGGCUACAGAACUGAAAGGUAUUAAACUACGUGAAGCCAACCAACAACAGCAAUUUAACCGUAAUGUGGAAGACAUUGAACUCUGGUUGUAUGAAGUUGAAGGUCACCUCGCUUCAGAUGAUUAUGGAAAGGACCUGACUAGCGUACAAAAUCUGCAGAAGAAACAUGCACUGCUGGAGGCUGAUAUUGCAGCACACCAGGACCGUAUUGAUGGAAUUAAUAUUCAAGCUCGGCAAUUCCAAGAAGCCGGACACUUUGAUGCUGACAAUAUCAAGAAGAAGCAAGAAACUCUGGUUGGUCGUUAUGAGGCCCUGAAAGAACCAAUGGUGACUCGUAAACAGAAACUUGCUGACUCCCUUCGACUUCAGCAGCUCUUCCGUGAUAUCGAAGAUGAAGAAACGUGGAUUCGGGAAAAAGAACCAAUUGCAGCUUCCACCAACAGAGGAAAGGAUUUGAUUGGUGUACAGAACUUGCUUAAAAAACAUCAGGCACUCCAAGCGGAGAUUUCUGGUCAUGAGCCACGAAUCAAAGCUGUGGCCCAGAAAGGACAAGUAAUGGUGGAAGAUGGCCACUUUGCCAGUGAGGAAGUGAAAGGCAAACUGAAUGACCUUAAUCAGAAAUGGGAUUCCUUGAAAGCAAAAGCUGCGCAGAGGCGCCAGGAUUUGGAAGAUUCGCUGCAGGCUCAGCAGUAUUUUGCUGAUGCUAAUGAAGCAGAGUCUUGGAUGAAGGAGAAGGAACCUGUUGUUGGCAGCAUUGACUAUGGGAAAGAUGAAGACUCUGCUGAGGCCCUAUUGAAGAAGCAUGAAGCUUUGAUGUCUGAUCUAAUUGCAUAUGGAAGCAGCAUUCAAGCAUUGAGAGAACAAGCUCAAGCCUGCCGUCAACAAGUGGCUCCUACAGAUGAUGAAACUGGAAAAGAACUUGUUUUGGCAUUGUAUGAUUACCAGGAGAAGAGCCCUCGUGAAGUUACUAUGAAAAAGGGGGAUAUCCUUACCCUGCUAAACAGCACCAACAAGGAUUGGUGGAAAGUGGAAGUGAAUGAUCGCCAGGGCUUUGUUCCUGCUGCCUAUGUUAAGAAACUGGACCCUGCACAGUCUGCAUCACGUGAGAAUCUGCUGGAGGAUUCAAGCAGCAUAGCAAUGCGCCAGGAACAGAUCGACAACCAGACUUUGCUAGCUAAGGAGGUUGGCAGCGUUGUGCUCCGUAUGAAGCAGGUGGAGGAAUUAUACCAAUCUAUUCUGGAGCUGGGCAAAAAACGUAAGGAUAUGCUGGAAAAGAGCUGUAAGAAGUUCAUGCUUUUCCGGGAGGCCAAUGAGCUGCAGCAGUGGAUCCAUGAGAAGGAGACAGCAUUGACCAGUGAAGAAGUGGGCACUGACUUGGAACAAGUGGAAGGACUGCAGAAAAAGUUUGAUGACUUCCAGAAAGACUUGAAAGCCAAUGAGUCUCGCUUGCGAGAUAUUAACAAAGUGGCAAACGAUCUCGAGUCAGAGGGUCUGAUGGCUGAAGAGGUUCAAGUAGCUCAGGAACAACCAGUCUUGGGAUCUGCCCCAGGAGCUGCCAAGGAUGAAUCUGACUCUAAAACUACAUCGCCAUGGAAGACUGUGCGGCUGGCAACACAUACGGUGGCUAGCUUUAAUGCCAUCAAGGAACUGAAUGAGCGCUGGAAAUCACUGCAACAACUAGCUGAGGAACGCAGCCAGGUCUUGGGAAGUGCACAUGAAGUACAGAGAUUCCACAGAGAUGCUGAUGAAACGAAAGAAUGGAUUGAAGAGAAAAAUCAAGCUCUCAACACAGAUAAUUAUGGACAUGACCUUGCAAGUGUCCAGGCUCUGCAACGCAAGCAUGAAGGAUUUGAACGGGAUCUUGCUGCUCUGGGAGAUAAAGUGAAUUCUCUGGGUGAGACUGCAAACCGACUGAUUCAGUCUCACCCUGAAUCAGUUGAGGAUGUCCAAGAAAAAUGCACAGAAUUGAAUCAGGCCUGGGAUAGCCUGGGGAAGCGUGCUGACCAACGUAAAGGAAAAUUGAACGACUCUCAUGACCUACAGCGUUUCCUAAGUGACUUCAGGGAUCUCAUGUCCUGGAUAAAUGGAAUCCGAGGAUUGGUGUCUUCAGACGAACUGGCCAAAGAUGUGACUGGAGCAGAGGCAUUGUUAGAGAGGCAUCAGGAACAUCGUACUGAAAUUGAUGCCAGGGCUGGCACUUUCCAAGCAUUUGAACAGUUUGGGCAUCAGCUGCUUGCUCGUGGGCACUAUGCUUGCCCAGAAAUACGGGAAAAGCUAGACAUCCUGGAGCGUGAACGUGCAGAUCUGGAGAAAGCCUGGAUUCAACGCAGAAUGAUGUUGGAUCAGUGCCUGGAGCUGCAGCUAUUUAACCGUGACUGCGAACAGGCUGAGAACUGGAUGGCGGCACGUGAAGCAUUCCUGGCCAGUGAUGAUAAAGGUGACUCUCUGGACAGUGUAGAGGCCCUCAUCAAGAAACAUGAAGAUUUUGAUAAAGCCAUCACAGUUCAGGAAGAGAAGAUUGCAGCAUUGCAAGCCUUUGCUGAUCAGCUAAUUAGCUCUGAACAUUAUGCAAAGGAUGAUAUUUCAAAUCGUCGUAAUGAGGUAUUGGACAGGUGGCGCCGCUUGAAAGCUCAGAUGAUCGAGAAGAGGUCUAAACUUGGCGAAUCACAAACCCUACAACAGUUUAGCCGGGAUGUAGAUGAAAUUGAGGCCUGGAUCAGUGAAAAGCUUCAGACUGCUACUGACGAAUCUUACAAAGAUCCAACAAACAUUCAGCUGUCCAAACUGUUGAGCAAACAUCAGAAGCAUCAGGCAUUUGAAGCAGAGCUUCAUGCUAAUGCUGACCGUAUCCGUGGGGUGAUUGACAUGGGAAAAUCACUGAUCAAACGAGGGGCAUGUGCUGGUAGUGAAGAUGCUGUCCAGACUCGCUUAGGAACGCUAGCUGACCAAUGGGAAUAUUUAGUGAAGAAAUCAGAAGAAAAGAGUCAAAAGCUGAAAGAGGCCAAUAAGCAGCAGAAUUUCAACACUGGUAUCAAAGACUUUGACUUCUGGUUGUCAGAGGUGGAAGCUCUCCUGGCCUCUGAGGACUACGGGAAGGACCUGGCAUCUGUGAAUAACUUGCUGAAGAAGCAUCAGCUCCUUGAAGCAGAUAUUAAUGCUCAUGAGGACCGUCUGAAAGAUUUGAAUGGCCAGGCUGAUAGUCUGAUGUCUAGUGAUGCUUUUGAUACCACCCAAGUGAAGGAUAAACGUAAUGCAGUGAACAGCAGGUUUCAGAAAAUUAAAGACAUGGCUACUACUCGCCGUGCUAAACUGAAUGAUUCACAUAGACUUCACCAGUUCUUCCGUGAUUUGGAUGAUGAGGAAUCCUGGAUAAAAGAGAAAAAAUUGCUUGUGAGUUCUGAAGAUUAUGGUCGGGAUUUGACUGGAGUACAGAACUUGAGGAAGAAGCACAAGCGUCUCGAAGCAGAACUGGCUGCUCAUGACCCAGCUAUCCAGUCUGUACUGGAGACUGGAAAGAAGCUGUCUGAUGAUAAUACCAUUGGCAAAGAGGAAAUUCAGCUGCGAUUGUCUCAGUUUGUGGCACACUGGAAGGAACUGAAGGAGCUUGCUGCUACUCGAGGACAGCGUUUGGAAGAAUCCUUGGAAUACCAGCAGUUUGUGGCAAACGUUGAGGAGGAGGAAGCCUGGAUCAAUGAGAAAUUGAACCUGGUGGCAAGUGAGGAUUAUGGAGACACACUUGCUGCAGUACAAGGGUUGCUGAAAAAACAUGAAGCAUUUGAAACUGAUUUCACAGUUCACCGUGAUAGAGUGCAUGAUGUUUGUGCUAAUGGAGAGGAGCUGAUAAAGAAGGACAAUCACUAUGUAGAAAAUAUUGCUGCAAAGAUGAAGGGAUUGCAAGCGAAAGUGACAGAGUUGGAGAAGGCGGCUGCACAGAGGAAGGCGAAGUUGGAUGAGAACUCUGCAUUCUUGCAGUUUAACUGGAAGGCUGAUGUAGUUGAGUCGUGGAUUGGUGAGAAAGAGAACAGUCUGAAGACAGAUGAUUAUGGACGUGAUCUCUCCUCAGUACAAACGUUGCUCACAAAGCAGGAAACAUUUGAUGCCGGACUGCAGGCUUUCCAACAGGAGGGGAUCACUAAUAUUACAGCAUUAAAAGAUCAGUUACUGGCAGCAAAACACAUUCAAUCUAAAGCUAUUGAAGCUCGUCAUGCUUCGUUGAUGAAAAGGUGGAAUCAGCUUUUGACCAAUUCUGGUGAAAGGAAGAAGAAAUUGCUUGAAGCACAGGAGCAUUUCAGAAAACUUGAAGAUCUCUUCUUGACCUUUGCAAAGAAAGCCUCAGCAUUUAACAGUUGGUUUGAGAAUGCAGAGGAAGACCUUACAGAUCCUGUGCGUUGCAACUCUCUGGAGGAGAUCAGGGCUCUGCGCGAGGCUCACGACGCUUUCCGCUCAUCCUUGAGCUCGGCUCAGACUGACUUUAAUCAGCUGGCUGAGCUUGAUCACCAGAUUAAGAGCUAUCGGAUGAUCUCUAACCCCUACACCUGGUUUACUAUGGAAGCUCUAGAGGAGACUUGGAGGAACUUGCAGAAAAUCAUCAAGGAACGAGAACUGGAAUUGCAGAAGGAACAGAGACGCCAGGAAGAGAAUGAUAAAUUACGUCAGGAAUUUGCACAACAUGCAAAUGCUUUUCAUCAGUGGCUACAAGAAACCAGGACAUACCUACUGGAUGGUAUAGCGUAUCGACGCGUCAUUCAUGUGUAUCAGUAUGAAGUUGGGGAUGAUCUGGCUGGAAGGUCUUGCAUGGUGGAGGAGUCGGGAACACUUGAAUCACAGCUUGAGGCAACAAAGAGAAAGCAUCAGGAGAUUCGGGCAAUGAGAAGUCAGCUGAAAAAGAUUGAAGAUCUUGGAGCAGCUAUGGAAGAAGCCUUGAUCUUAGACAACAAAUACACAGAGCACAGCACUGUAGGACUGGCACAACAAUGGGACCAACUGGAUCAACUUGGAAUGAGAAUGCAGCAUAACUUGGAGCAACAGAUACAGGCCAGGAACACAACAGGCGUAACCGAGGAAGCCCUUAAAGAAUUCAGUAUGAUGUUCAAGCACUUUGAUAAAGACAAGUCUGGACGUCUGAACCAUCAGGAAUUCAAAUCAUGUUUGCGUUCCUUGGGUUAUGACUUGCCGAUGGUAGAGGAAGGAGAACCAGACCCUGAAUUUGAGGCUAUUCUGGAUGCCGUUGAUCCCAACAGAGAUGGAUAUGUGUCACUACAGGAAUACAUGGCCUUCAUGAUCAGCAGAGAAACUGAAAACGUCAAGUCUAGUGAGGAGAUCGAGAGUGCUUUCCGUGCCCUCAGCUCCGAAGGAAAACCAUUUGUCACACGUGAAGAACUCUAUCAGAACCUGUCAAGGGAGCAGGCUGAUUACUGCCUCUCUCACAUGAAGCCAUACACAGAUGGCAAAGGCAGAGAGAUUCCUUCAGCCUUCGACUAUGUGGAAUUCACACGAUCGCUAUUUGUGAACUAGAUGCUACCAAAAUCAAUGUGUUAUCUGCUAUUGUUAGCUCUGCAUGUCUAUGUCUAAUCUUUGUGCAACUAUAAAUUGUCACUUCAGUAAAAUGGCUUGCUUGUGUGGUUUGCUUGGAAUUUUUUAUUACUAUGAUUGCAGUGUGCUCAAUAAACACUACUAAUUCAAACUGG
This is a messenger RNA of Chiloscyllium plagiosum (whitespotted bambooshark), 7783 nucleotides long. RefSeq names its product spectrin alpha, non-erythrocytic 1 (gene sptan1). Lineage: Eukaryota; Metazoa; Chordata; Chondrichthyes; Orectolobiformes; Hemiscylliidae. The record is from RefSeq and is a predicted model, not a curated record. Gene Ontology annotation, molecular function: protein binding; calcium ion binding.